Messenger RNA from Vicia villosa (hairy vetch), 1506 nucleotides. Its product is annotated as protein LAZY 1-like. Gene Ontology annotation, biological process: regulation of auxin polar transport; gravitropism. The transcript has 5 exons. Lineage: Eukaryota; Viridiplantae; Streptophyta; Magnoliopsida; Fabales; Fabaceae. The coding region runs from base 117 to 1232 and encodes 371 amino acids. The record is from RefSeq and is a predicted model, not a curated record.
AUUAAUUUCAUGUAAGUUCUUUAUAUUAUAUAAACUAUCACAAUUUCAUUCAUUAAUCUUAUCUUUUAAAGUUGGGCAAUCAAAGUUCUAGUUUUUUUCUUCUUCAAUAUCAAAAGAUGAAGUUACUUGGUUGGAUGCAUAGGAAAUUUCGACAGAAUAGUAGUGCAGAACCAUUCAAAGAUUUGGUCAUUGGGAAUUCAUGCAACUGCCUCUCAAGCCAACAAUCCCUAGAUGAAGAACACAACUAUCAUCAAAAACCGAAUUUCGGAAUCAAAUUCACCAAAAAACCACAAACCAACACCUUUCGAAAAUCAUUCGCGGGUCUAGAAUCAACCCGCGAACACCACGAAGAAGAAUUCGGAAGAGAAUCCCAAGACGACACAAUGUUCGAUCUCUUCCCCGGCUUCCUCGCCAUCGGAACCCUAGGAUCCGACACACCAACAUUUCCAAACACCUCGGUCCAAACCAUAACGGAAAACGAAGACGAAGUAACCGAAAAUGAUCUCAAACUCAUCAACGACGAGCUCGAGAAAGUCCUUGUCGCUGAAACAAAAGACGAUGUUAUAAGUUACGAUUCAUCGAGCCGAAACAGCCACGUCAGCACCGGGAGAAGCAGCCAUGUUAGCAUAAUAACAAUAAGUGGAAAACCAAUAGAAGGAACCCCAACCGCAACCGCAACAGCAACAGCAACAACGUUAACGGAUUCAUAUUCAAAUGCUGUUUGUCCUUUACAAGGCUAUUUGUUUGGAACAACGGUUGAGUAUUCUGAAACAGCUGCUGCUAGUGUUGGUGGUGGGAAGAAAGAACAUAGGACUUCGCUUGGUGAGUUGUUUCAGAGAAGUAAAUUGGCUGAAGAGAAUGGUUUUGGGAAAGAUGAGAAGAGAGAUGUUGAGAAAUAUUCUGCUAUGAAUUUGAUGAAAGAGAAAGUGAAGAAAAGAAUGUUUCAUUCUUGUUCUAAGAAUUCUUCUUCUGUGAAUGGUGGAAAUGUUGAUUCUGCUUCUGCUGAAACAAAACUCAAUAAGAUACUCCAUAUGUUCAGGAAGAAAGUUCAUCCAGAAAAUUCAACAACUGGACACAAAUCUGGAAAGCAUAAAAAGAAUGAGAACAAGAAGAAAAUGAUGAAUGAUGGAGGCUACAACAAAGGCUAUCUUGUUCAUCCAGAUGAAGAUUCAUCUUCUUACAGGGAGCAUUGGAUCAAAACAGAUGCAGAUUAUUUAGUUCUAGAGCUUUGAAAAGAAAUGAAGAUAUUGAACUGUUUCAAGCUGUUAUCCUCUAUUAGUAAUGUGUAAUGUGGUGUUUGUAUUUAUAUAUUGUGAUCUUAUAAUUCAUCACUACUGUUUGUGACAAAUACCAAACUUUUAUGUUAUAAUGUGAAGCAGUUUGGGUUGAUAUAUGGAAUAAUAAUUGAGGUAGUCAUUUCCUAUGUCUUACCUCAUUGUGUGUAUCUAUGAAAUGGAUGGUUUAUCUAUAAUUAAUUAUAGUAAUGGAUUAGAUAUUGAGUUGACA